AGAUCCAGUCCGCACAGCCUACAAUUGUUCAAUUUCCAAAUCCACAAUGGCCCAAUCGACGAGCACCACCAAAGACCACUGGUCUUCCAAGGCCUAUACUAAGGAAGUAGCGCCCUUCGUCGCAGAGCUCACGACAGAAGUCGUCUCUCUUCUCGACCCUCAACCAACCGGUACCUCUCCCUCCCCCUACCCUCUUUCGUCUCACCCAGCAGACUAACCCCGGUAGACAAAAUCCUCGACGUAGGUUGCGGUGACGGCGUCCUAACGGCGCGUCUCUCCCAACGCUGCUCGUCGAUCCACGGCAUCGACAGUUCCGAAAACAUGUUAUCCAGCGCGAGGGCCCACUACUCAACUCCAAACACCACCUACACCCACCUCGACGCCACCCACCUCCCCCUCCCGACAACCUCCAUAAUCCUUCCACCACAAACCUUCACAAAGAUCUUUUCCAACGCCGCGCUCCACUGGAUCCUCUGCGUGCCACCCCCCCAGCGCAUCGCAAUCCUAAAAUCCCUCCACAGCCUCCUCGUCCCCUCCGGAACUUUCGCGGCCGAAUUCGGCGCCCACGGUACCUGCGCGGAGGUCCACGCCGCCCUGAUCGCCGCACUCGUGCAUCGGGGUGUUGCGGUAGAAGUGGUGCGCGAGGCGUGUCCGUGGUGGUUCCCGACGGGGGAGGAGGUCCGGAAGUUGUGGAGCGAGGCGGGGUUCGUCGUCGAAAACUUGCAGGUGAAACUUCGGCAGACGGAGCUACCGCAGGGGGAUGUUGGGGGGUGGGUGAGGCUGUUUGGGAAUAAAUUUUUGGAGCUGGUAAACGAGGGGGAGAGGGAGGAGGUUAUAAGGGAGGUUGUGAGUGUGCUCGAGAGCGUUGGCCGGGUGGGCGACGGUAGCGGUGUCUUUAGGAUUAAUUAUAUCAGAUGUAGGAUUUUGGCGAGGAGGGGAGUGUGAGUGUGAGUGCUUUUUUUUCUUUUUUUUUUCCUCGCCGCUUUGGUUACGGUACUACCGGCAGUUCUGAACAAGUUAAAUUAUGGAAGACACCAGGUAAGGUCAAGGGUGUUUAGAAAAUAGAACUUGUCAAUCAAACCCCUGUGACGCAGCGGUUAGCGUGUCGUUCUUAUACAGAGUAUUCUCCCAAUUGGGAGAACUUGUAUGCUAGGUUAUGCGAAAGUCGUGAGUUCGAAUCUCACCCGGGGUACUUUUUUUUGCUUUUUAUUUUAUCCUCCUCGUGGGGUGGGAGGAAGGGGUGCGCUGGGGGUACCGCAUGGGAUUUCGUUGGUUUGAGUCGACUUGUUUUUUUUUUUCCUUCCUCCUCUUCCCUGGGAGAGGCGGUUACUUCGUACAGCUGCCCACAUCCGUCAAGUUCUCAUGCCAUUCCAUUCCACCUAUCAUAUAAUACAUACACGAAUGAACGAACGAACGAACGAUGCCGUCCGUACCUUACAGGUAUUAUCUAUUAUAAUGAUGACAACAAUGGGACAAUAAGAAAGAAAGAAA
This is a messenger RNA of Tuber aestivum (summer truffle), 1491 nucleotides long. NCBI's taxonomy places the organism in Eukaryota, Fungi, Ascomycota, Pezizomycetes, Pezizales, Tuberaceae. The record is from the annotation of a GenBank genome assembly.